AUGGAACCAGGCACGGUCGACUCUUUCGAUCAGUUGAAACAAACCUUCCUCAACCAUUUUAUGAUCCAGACCGAUUGCCUGUAUUCUGCCGAUGACCUCUAUACCGUUCGGCAGCAAGACGAUGAGCCAUUGAGGGAAUAUGCGGCCAGGUUCAGCCACGAGUAUUCCCGAUGCCCGGAAACUGAUGAUAGAGCAGCCUUCGGUGCCUUCAAAAGCGGCCUUCGGUCGUCUCAAUUUCGCUAUCUGUUCCACAGCAGCAACUGGACCACCUAUUCCGAAUUGAUGAAGCAAGCGGCUAUCCACACCAAGGCCGAACAUUUCAACUCCAAGGGGUCGGUUUCAGCCACAUCAAGCAAGGAAACAACGACCGAUCAGCCUUCGGCACGAGGCUAUGACCGUUUCCCCGCGAAUCGGACAACGGAUCAGGCCCCUUACCGAACGGCACCACCUGUCUCUGCUUUUUCCAGGGCACGAAACAAACGAAAAGACCACUUCCGGGAUCGGCAGGACAGCACCAAAAAGGGCAAGGACUCCGACGGGCGAGGCGACUUCGGAAAUCCGAAGAAGAAUCGACCAGAGGCAAUUUUCACGUUGCUCAACACUACUUAUGAGCACGUUCUCCUGACAGAAGGGGAAAUGAUACCGAAACCGAACAAUCGCAAGCUCCCUCGAUCGAACGAGAAGGAUACAGGAGUCUUCUGCCGAUACCACCAGUACAAUGGCCACGACACAGAAUCGUGCAUCGCCCUUCGAAAAAUUGUUGAGCGCCUCAUCAACGAAGGAAAGCUGGAUCAGUAUUUGAGCACCAAACCAGCAUCGGACAAACCACCAAAUCGGCAGAUCAAUAUGAUUAGUGGGGGGACAUCCAUCGCCGAAACUAGCAACAGAUCUGUCAAAGAUUAUGUCCGUGCCGUUCGGUACCCCCAGAUCCUCAGCGUCAAUGAAAGCCGCACCAACAAGGUCCAGCGAAUCGGUUGA
This is a messenger RNA of Prunus avium (sweet cherry), 978 nucleotides long. RefSeq lists its product as uncharacterized. The record is from RefSeq and is a predicted model, not a curated record. NCBI's taxonomy places the organism in Eukaryota, Viridiplantae, Streptophyta, Magnoliopsida, Rosales, Rosaceae.